UGGCGCAUGCGUAGAUUACAGGUUACGUUACAUCUGACUUCGUUAUAACAUCUGGCUUCGUAACAGAGUUUUCAAGAACUAUUAUUUACUAUUAUUCUGUGAAAAUUCAACAGCCAUGUGGUAUGAAAUAAUUCCAUCGAUGGUAGUAAUAGGCUUGUUACCCAUAAUACCUCAAUGGGCAACUUAUUAUAUAAAUCAAUACGUUUUAGGAAACCCAAUGCGCAGAGAUAUGAGACAGCCAUGGGAUCGUCAUAUGUUUACAAGAGAUGGUCGCGUAGAUGGAGCCCCAUGGAAAAAUAGGGGACUAGAGAAUAUUCCUGAUGAUUAAAAGUACAAAUAUAAUAAAUAGAUGAUUGUAGCAAUAUGGUAUAUAACAGAUGAAAUAGAUAAGUUUUAUCAUUCAAUUAUAACUUACAUACAAUAUAAUGAAGUGUGUAUAUG
Messenger RNA from Mycetomoellerius zeteki, 441 nucleotides. RefSeq lists its product as uncharacterized. The transcript has 3 exons. NCBI's taxonomy places the organism in Eukaryota, Metazoa, Arthropoda, Insecta, Hymenoptera, Formicidae. The record is from RefSeq and is a predicted model, not a curated record. The coding region runs from base 116 to 328 and encodes 70 amino acids.